Haliotis rubra (blacklip abalone) is the source of this 2711-nucleotide messenger RNA. RefSeq names its product tripartite motif-containing protein 3-like. Gene Ontology annotation, biological process: positive regulation of DNA-templated transcription. Gene Ontology annotation, cellular component: nucleoplasm; chromatin. Bases 14 to 1810 code for a protein of 598 amino acids. Lineage: Eukaryota; Metazoa; Mollusca; Gastropoda; Lepetellida; Haliotidae. The record is from RefSeq and is a predicted model, not a curated record. Gene Ontology annotation, molecular function: ubiquitin-protein transferase activity; zinc ion binding; protein binding. The transcript has 4 exons.
UAUCUCUAAAGAAAUGGCGACCGCAAAGAAGCUGACAGACAACCACCUGACCUGUGUCAUCUGUACAGAGGUGUUCACAGACCCUGCCACACUUCAGUGUAAUCACACAUUCUGUAAGUCCUGUCUGCUGAAAUACACCAAAACCCAGUCUGAAGCAAUACAAGCCACGUCCAUCCCAUGUCCCUCCUGUAGACAACAGACAAAGGUGGCCAACCCUGACAGUCCAGUGGAGGAGAGGGUAAGUCAGCUGAAACCAAGCCACGUCAUACAGAGUCUGAUGGACGAUUUUGGACCAGGGACAGAAGCUCCUGAGACUGGAGAAUGCAGUGGCCAUGAAGUCGUUGUUUUAUCUGAAUCCACCACCUUCCAAAUGACAACAAAGCGCCCAUUCAUAUGCAAACAUCACGCCAGCAAACAGAUCGAGCUCUUCUGCAAAGACUGCAAAAUGGCCAUAUGUACGAUAUGCUACAGUAUAAACCACAGGAAGUGCGAUGACGUUGAUACCAUUGAGAAUAUAACCCCUCAAGUCAAAGAACAGUUGACAAAGCGGAACCAGGAACUAAAUCUCAGAAUCGGAAACAUUAAACAUGGCAUUUCUCUAAAUAAGAAGCACGGUGACAACUUCAGAAACAAGAUAGAAGAAACUAAAAGUCAAAUAAGAAAUACGCGAGCGAAGGUGGUAGAAUUAAUUAUGAAAAAAGAAAAACAACUUCUACAUGAUGUUGAUCAAUCUUGUACUGAAUACUUACACCAAAUACAAACAGAUAUAGAAUCCAGUGAGAUCGAGCUUCAGAUGUACCAGCAGCAGUAUGAGUUCACUGUCAAUUCUGUGACGUCCAGCUGUGAGAUGGACAUGUAUGCCGUCUAUGAAUCUGUUUGUGAGACAUCUUUAGACAGUAGAAUCACGGACAACAGACCAGCACCAGGAAGGGUCGUAUUCACACGCAACAUUGACAAACUCAGUAAAGCAGUUGAUGAACUUAAUCUGGGCGAUGUUAAAAUCGUCCAAGAUCGUGAAUCUAUCCCAACCUUGUAUCAAACCAUUGACUGUAUGGAAGGACAUGACAUGGCAGAUCCAGCUCUUCAUGACUUGGCAGUGUUGGCUGUUGAUGGUGUAAAGGAGGUUGUUGUGGUUGUUGAUUGUAAUAGCAAGAGACUUAACAUAUAUUACACAUCUGCCAUACACUGUCCUAAAUACAUUCAGCUUUCUGAUACACCUUGCAGAUUAAUGAAGUUAACUAACUGGCAAGUAGCUGUUAGUGUUCCAGGCAGUAAUGAAAUAGUUACAGUGAAAGUUUACCCACAUCCUGUAAUACUGUCAACUAUCAAAACAAACAGACCUUACUUCGGACUAGGUUGUCUGAGUCCUUCACGGCUGGUGGCAGGGGCAACAGGCUGGACUGAUAUAUUGGACUUGGAAGGGAAUGUGCUGAAAUCUAUCAAGACGGGAAAGGUAUCCAUUCCCUCCUAUAUCCAUGUCACCGGAAAUCAGAACCUGAUACUCAGUAAUGGAGUAUUUGACUCCCUUGUGUCUGUGACCAGGGAAGGAGAAGCUGUUUUCACCUACACUCCCACAGGGGACAGAUCUCUGAAAUAUCCUCAAGGCAUCACGACAACCAGCACAGGAGACAUCCUGCUUGCAGACAAAGACUCCCACAAGGUGAUUCAGCUGACAGAGUCAGGGCAGUUUGUCAGAGACGUUCUCACAGCACAGGAUGGUAUAGGUCACCCUUGUGGAAUAUGUUUGGACACAGACGGCUUCCUGUAUGUUACCUGUGGGAACGCUGUGAAAGUAUUCAGAUUCGAUUGAAGUCAUUGGUUUUCAAGACAGAACGUGCUUGGAUCUUUCUUUGGGCGUUUUUUGGUUUUCCUCAUCACGAAUACUGUUUUAAGACUGUGGUAUGUUUUGUACGGGGAUCGGCGUAUUGUCCCACGAUGGUGAUCACAAAUAUACUGUGAUCCUAGCCGCUCCAAUCUUAAGCCAGCCUAGCUCUAUGUGUUACAAAAGCUUUGUGCUUGCGGCAACUGUAGGAGUGCAUGCGUGAGUGCGCGCGUGCGUGCGUGCGUGACAUUGUUAUACAUUUAUUACAAUUAUAUUUCAACGGUGUAAAAAUCCCGUCGUUGAAGCAGAGCAUAGCUACUAGCUAAUGACAGUUAUCAUUUACAACUAAUCUGAUAGCUUAUAAUGAGCAACACAGUAUGAAAGCGGUAAGCAAAUUUAACACACGGUACUGGGGACUGUGGUGCACGAUUCCCCAGCAGAACCGUCAGAUUCUACCUAUGCAUAAUAUAGCAUCAACAUUUAUGAAGCAGUUUAAUAACAAAGUUAGAAAUAUUUCUAUUUAAAAAUCCUUGAGAGAAGAUGAUUUUGAACUUUGUAUCCAUUGUGAUUGGAACUUCAAUACAGUCAAACAGGGCAUGCUCGACCGUGAGUCAUUGCGUCAGAAGGGAUAUAGAAUGAACGAUAUUUUUCAACAAAUAUUUAUGUGCAUGCCUUGAAGGACCAAUACGACAUCGUCCUAAUAUGACUUUAAAAUCUAAAAAUCAUAGUUAGGUUAAUUUCAUGUAUGUUCUUGAUAACUACUUGGGUGUCCCACUUCUGUUGCAUCAGUUUUAUUUUCUAAUAUCUAAUAAUCGGCUUUUAUUAAUCGGUGCAUGGUAUCAGUAGCACUGCACUGACGUAUACAUAUUAUGGCAUCGUUACGAGGCCG